GUGUGUGCAGGUCUUCAUGGCCGGAUUAUGAGAACGGCGCAAUGACAUCGGAAAUGACAAGAGACUGGCUCAGAUAUGUUUGCAAGGAGAAUGGCGGGUACAGCGUCCCUCACCUUAACGAUACUCUUUACCUGCACUUCAAAGGGUUUGACCGAAUAAAGAAUUUAGACGAAUACACGGCGGUUAGAUCCAUUUUUCUGGAAGGAAAUGCGCUUGAAAGUCUCGAUGGCCUUGAACAUUGUAGAAAUCUGAGGUGUCUGUAUGUGCAGCAGAACAUGAUCGCUACGUUGUCGUCCACUUUGCCAACCUCCAUUACUGUUCUAAACUUAUCCUACAACGAUAUCAGCGACCUUGAAAACAUAGGAAGGCUUGUCAACCUACAAACGUUUGUGGCCACUCACUGCAAGAUCAGAAUAGUAAAGAAUAUACUUGGUUUAUUGAGCUGCCCGUAUCUUGCUUCCUUGGAUGUGCAAGAUAACAAGAUAGAAGGAGACUCGGACGAGCUGAUUCGCAUGCUUGUGUUGAUGCCAUCUCUUGCCUGCUUGUACCUGCAGGGAAAUCCAAUCGUCGGCUCGCUGCGCCACUAUCGAAAGCGGGUCAUCUCUCAGGUCGCGACGCUCACCUACCUCGACGACAGGCCGAUUUCUGCCCUCGAGCGAACUUGCGCGGAAGCGUGGGCCAGUGGUGGCGUUCGCUCAGAGCACGACGCGAGGAAUUCUUACAAGGCCGCUGAGGAGGUCAAGAUGAGAAGGAAUCAAGAGUUUUUGGGAAAUUUGAGAAAGGAAGCAAAUAUGAAACGCAUGGAGUUGGCGCUUCGGGGCAGGGUGGCACUGCGACGUGCUGCGAUCGAUUAUGCGGGUUCUAGUUUUUCGCUGACAAUAAAAACUGAGCCACGAGAGUUGGCGAAUGCUCGUUUUACGCUUUCACAGCUCUGCUUGGCCAGCUAAGCGACAAGAGGCGGCUUGUCUUCGUCAGGAUUCGGCAAAGACGAACUCGUGCGCUCUUUCGACGUGUCACUUCAAUACCCUUUCGAUGAUGUAUGCGCUAUCGCAAAGCAGUUAGUUCACCGCCUUUUCUUGCAGAAUGUGUGCCUAAAACUGCAGAUGUUCUGUAUCUGGUGAGUUUACAUGUGUAAAUCUCGUCAGAAACAGACCAUUGGUACGUAUGUAUGAUACGUACGACAUAUUUGUAAAAACCUUCGAUAUCUAGAGUAACCACCGUAGAGUAACCACCGUCUCUUUAAAAAAUUAAAAGACGAACUCACGUC
This is a messenger RNA of Micromonas commoda, 1267 nucleotides long. It is a transcript of the gene ODA7, whose product is annotated as dynein associated LRR protein. The transcript is spliced from 2 exons. Bases 42 to 947 code for a protein of 301 amino acids. The record is from RefSeq and is a predicted model, not a curated record. Gene Ontology annotation, molecular function: protein binding. Lineage: Eukaryota; Viridiplantae; Chlorophyta; Mamiellophyceae; Mamiellales; Mamiellaceae.